AUGUUUCCCGGAGGCCCGAACCCCUCUAAGAUCCAGACCGCAACUGGAGGCUCUCUGGCGCCGCUCGUCCUAAUCCACGACGGCGGCGGCACGACCUUCUCCUACUUCUUCCUGGGCAACCUCAACCGCGAUGUCUGGGUCAUCCACAACCCUCACUACUGGUCGGGCGAGAAGGUCGAGGGCGGCAUCGACGCCAUGGCCAAGAGCUACAUUACCCUCAUUCGCAACGCGGGCCUCCGUGGCAAGAUUUUCCUUGGAGGCUGGUCGCUGGGCGGCUAUCUCUCCCUCGCCAUCGCACGUAUGAUCGCAGACGACCCGACAGCCCUCUUCAGCGUCCAGGGAAUCGUCAUAAUCGACUCCCCGUUCCACGUCCCCUACGACCGCCUCAGCUCCCCAGUCAUCGACCCCCCCAUGAAUGACCUGCCCAAGCUGAUCCAGACCUGCUUCGCCCACUGCGACGACUACCUCAAGGACUGGGAGCCGCCCGCGUUCACGGCCCCGACAAACGGCGGCAAACCGCUCUCCAUCGUGCUGGGCCCUCAGAUAUUCCAUCUCCAGGUCAACCAGAGCCUGCACCAGCCCCUCACCGGCAGGUGGGAGCUGCACCAGAGCAAGCCGUUCGUGUUUAAGGACCCGAACCCGGCCAAGGCCAUCUCGCCGCCGCCGACCGCCCUCAUCCGGUGCACGGAAAGAUCCAUGGCGCCUCAGGGCGAGGAGGUUCUCUGCACCGUGGAUCUGUACCGCAAGGAGGAGCUGCUGGGCUGGGGGGAGGGGCGGUAUCCCGACUUCAUCAAGAUCGCCAUGGAUGUCGAGGCGGCGCAUUUCGAUAUUUUCGAUCGGGAGAAUGACAAGCGGCUGGAAGUGGUAACAAGCAAGCUGGAUCAUGCCCUGCGGGCCUUUGACAUGCUAAAGUGA
This is a messenger RNA of Clonostachys rhizophaga, 915 nucleotides long. The record is from the annotation of a GenBank genome assembly. NCBI's taxonomy places the organism in Eukaryota, Fungi, Ascomycota, Sordariomycetes, Hypocreales, Bionectriaceae.